Messenger RNA from Phytophthora sojae, 2766 nucleotides. RefSeq lists its product as hypothetical. Bases 1 to 2766 code for a protein of 921 amino acids. Lineage: Eukaryota; Oomycota; Peronosporomycetes; Peronosporales; Peronosporaceae. The record is from RefSeq and is a predicted model, not a curated record. The transcript is spliced from 4 exons.
AUGGCGCCUCAAAGCACUACGUCGGCCCUCAGCAGUACGACGGCCAACAUUUCGACGCCUGCGGCCACCUGCGCUCUUUCGGCAGCUUCUAGCGGCAAGUCGACGACCAUGGCAUCCGUCACGACGGGUCUGGCGUCUCCGGCGGCGACCCACGCGGUCUCGGGCGACGCCGCAGUGCUCAUGCUACGCCCAACGCCCUCGGUGCCUUCGAUCAGUGCGCUGCAAAUGGCUUCGGCCACUGCACAGAGUGCACCAGUGACCAGCACCAUCACUGGACUGCUGCACGCUGUUGAAGCGUCACGCUACCGGACGGAGCCGAGCCAGCGUCUGCCGUAUGAGCCGUGGCUCACUCCAUGGUAUCGGCUCACGCCUCCAGGGCAAGUCGUCGUACCAGCCACGCUUGACGAUCUUCGCGAUGGCGCGCUCAUGACAGGCGCUCCGGAUGGUCUGAGCCGUCUGGUGAACGUGACUUCGUUCUCAGCCCCUGAGCUCUCCCGCUUGAGCCAGCUCAUGGGCCACGAUGCCACUGGAGACUUGUUGCAGCCUCUCUCAGUUCCCCCGCCAGACAUCACCGACCCUCGCAUCCGAGCGGCCUUGGAUCGUGAGAUGGCUCCCCUCGCCCAGUGUUUCGGCGUUGAUCAGCUCGCGGCAAGGUCGCUCAGGACAGUGCAAUGUCUCCAACUCACGGUGCGUUUCCUCCAAGGCCUCGAGCAGAGCGUGGGCAAUGCUUCAGCUUCAGGAGCAGCUGGGUUUACGGUGAGAAGCCACAGCUUCGCUCAGACCCUAAGGCGUCAGAGCGAGGCUCACCAAGCUGAGCUGCAGCGCCUUCAGAGCAAUCACGCCGUAGCUCUUCAAAGCGCUGCUGCUGGAGCAUCUAGUGGUCAGGUCACUAACACCACGGCUGCCGCAGAGAUCCAAAAGCUCAAAGAAGACCUCGAAAGCGCGAACAAGUUGGGCGCUCAGUUUGCCACAGAGAAGCUUGACGCAGACGAUGCGGUCAGUGAGGCUGCGCUCAAGAUCACUUCGCUCGAGUCUGAGCUCACCGUGGCACAAAAACGCAUUGCUGAGCUCGAAGCCCAGAUCCUGAACUCCAGAGCGUUUGAUCCCGGCGCCCUCUGUGACUUCUUCGUCAACAGCAGCGCCUUCAAAGGCAACUGGCGACGCUUCCUCGCGUUGCUGCAGCUGUACCGGACAGGGCAACCCGUCCCGACCAGUUAUCGCACUACGAUUCGAGUCUCUGCGCGUGAUCUGGACUUCGAUGACUCCGAUCCAUACACGACUCAAGCUGCUCAGUCAAGUGCUGCUUCGGCGCCAGCUUCUUCGCCUUCAGGAUCCGCUCAAGCGGCUACGACUCCGACCAGCUCGUCUCUGCCGGAUACCCCUUUGCGCACACCACCGAUGCUCAGCUUGGGCAGGUCAACUUCCGCUAGGUCCAGUAAAAUCCGACGCAAAGCGCUCAAGUCGCUGCCACUGGCUAAGGCCUUGGCUCCAAGCAGCUCGAAGAAAGCUGGCGGGCUGAAGAUCCACACACCGAAGGCCAAGGCACCGAUGAUCAAGCCGUUCACACAGCGAAUUGCGCUGCCACGCCGCCCGAGCAAGUUCAAGCCUGAGCGCAAGAACGCCAAGAAGGAAUCUCCCAGCGCUCGUUCUGACCUGGACGCAGCAAAGGCUGUGCCCAACCAGUUCAGCUGGGAUGGCACUCGCCCAGACGUCCAAGAGCUCAUGUUGGCUGGCGUGGCGUUCUGGGAUGCAGUGGAUGAAGUCCAGAAGGACCAGAUGCUCCACGACCAGUUCGACAAGAAGAACUUGAUCUACAUGUUGACUUCAGCGAUGUACUGGGAGGCUCUGGGCGGCACUCCGUGGAUGCAGUAUGUCCCAGACAACUUACCACGGAUCGAAGGCCAAGGCACCCAGCUCCAUCAGCACCAGAUCUCAGAGUUCUCCAGCAGACAAGAAGCGACAACGGAGUUCGACCUUUUCUGGGAGCAGUUCAACGAAGCUGAGACUCCUGAGGAAGGUGUCGGCAAUGGCAUCAUCGAGGCCCCCAAGAAAGGAAGCUGGUUUCACAACGGCAUCCGAGUCCAGAAGCUGCACCACCAGACGAUUGGUUUCCCAGCUUACAUGCCGUCCAAGACUGGGAUCGAGCAGCUCCACAAGCGCAUCGAGUACGCGUAUUAUCUGGAGCUGCUCAGAUCAGACCCCUGGGACGACAUGUGGGAUGGCCGCGUUGACUUCCUCGUCAUGCAGAACUCUCUCCCGAGAUCGUAUUGGGAGCGACUCCACUGGUAUCCGUUCCCGUCCAAGAUCGACUACGUUCAGCUCGCCAAGGAACUGGGCCUGCCUGAGCUGGCCACCGUCUACCGAGAGCGCAAGGACCGUGCCCAAGAGUUCGAGCUUCGUCGCAGGGACUUGAUCGACCAUCUCAGGGGCGUCAAGGGUUACUCGGAUCGGAUCUGGUUCGAGCCCGGACACUGGGCUGUGCCCAAGGAUCCGUGCCACUGGGUUCUCCGAGACCCAGAUCUCAAGAUCUCGCUGGCUGACCAACUUUUCACCCUGGACGACCAAGAACCAGUUCGCACGCAAUGGGUCACCCGCCGCUCGGACAAGCAGUUCAAAGCGAUCGUCCCGCCUGAGCUCAAGCCCAAGAGCACAGCCGAACGAGAGGCGAACCCAAUUAUCCCAGCACCGGAGUACAACCACGACACGCUUGCUGAGGUGCUUCGCGCUCUGGAAGCCGUGCAAGACGAGGAGACUGAGGAAGCGUAG